AUGGUAUCCGACAAAUUCUUCGCUGUUGUAGCUGGCGUUGGCCCAGGAACUGGGAGAUCAGUCGCCCUCCGAGUCUCGGAAUUCUACCCCGUUGUCUUGCUUGCUCGUCGGUCAGAAAGCUAUAAUGAUGUUGUCGCCCAGAUCAAUAAUGCCGGCGGCAAGGCGAUCGGGAUCUCCGCCGACGCGACGGACGAGUCUUCCCUGGCUUCCGCAUUCGAAUCCAUAAAGAAGGAAAAGGGGUUUGGGAAUUUGCAACUUGUCGCUGCGAUCUACAACGUCCGACCUAACUCGCGGCCAAGCCGCAAACCCUUCCUAGAACUGAAACUCGAGGAUUUGGACACAAGCUUAAACGGCAAUGUCCGCGGUCUGUUCAAUUUUGCCCAAAGCGCGUUGCCGCAACUUCUCAAAUCUGUCGAUAGCUCUCCUCUACCGCCGACGUUGAUAGUCACUGGAGCGACUGCGUCGAUCCGAGGCUCCAAACUAUGGUCUGUUAUCGCGGCAGGGAAAUCUGCGGCGCGUAUCUUGACACAAUCUCUUGCCAGAGAGUUUGGUCCGGCAGGUGUUCACGUCGCCCAUGCCAUCAUCGACGGCGGCAUUGACGUCCCUGAUGCAGAGCAUGCUGCUCGCAAUGAUGCGACUCCAGACGGCAAGUUAAGCCCCUAUGCUAUUGCUGAAAGCUACUGGAAUCUGCAUACGCAACACAAAUCGGCUUUCACGCAGGAAAUUGAUUUGAGACCUUUCAACGAGAAUUUCUAG
Messenger RNA from Cladophialophora psammophila CBS 110553, 756 nucleotides. RefSeq names its product 7-alpha-hydroxysteroid dehydrogenase. The coding region runs from base 1 to 756 and encodes 251 amino acids. The record is from RefSeq and is a predicted model, not a curated record. Lineage: Eukaryota; Fungi; Ascomycota; Eurotiomycetes; Chaetothyriales; Herpotrichiellaceae. The transcript is spliced from 3 exons.